UAUGGUAGUGUUUUUAUUUGGAAAAGGCAUGUGAGCAUGUCCAGGACUGCUUUAGUAGUUUAUGUGUAGUUUUGUUGCUGUUGGUAUAAUAAAUAGACAAAUUAAUUAAUCCAAAAUCAGUUUAGUUCAAAACGGCGCUCUGGCACACGUUUGAGCGCUUGUAACCAGCAAGGGAUACACAGUUCGAGGCUCGAUGCUGCUACCAUUGGGGGAUGUGUCUUUUAGCAAGACACCUAACAGUUUUGAUCUAAGUCUAAGUAGUUUAUGCAGAUUUAUUCUAGGAUUGUGAGGUCCUACAACGUGGUACACCUUGGUACCUAAGGUUUAGACAAAAAAGGUCCCAUUACCCCAGACCUUCGCAUUGUGUUACCCUGCAUUUAUAGUUUAACAACAAUUAUUCAUCACCUGUAAAAUAUCUUAUUCCUAUAACAGCAGUGAUGGGGUUUAGGUUUGUAGUGAUAGGGGGUGGAAUAGCUGGGGUGUCGUGUGCUGAAGCCCUGCUUGCCCAUUCACCUGAUGCAAAUGUUUGUCUUGUGUCACCAACACCAAUAAUCAAAGCUGCAAGAAACGUCAACGAACUGACGAGAAAUUUAGUCACAUUUGAUGUCACUGAAAUACCAGUUACAGAAUAUGAGUCAAAACAUCCGAAUGUAAAAGUUCAUAAAUGCUCAGCCGUGCGGAUUGAUACUGAAGAUAAGUUAAUAUUUAUGAGUAGUGGAGAAACCAUAUCAUAUGAUAAAGUAUGUGUUUGUACUGGUGCAAGACAAAAUGUGAUUUUCCCCGAAAAUAAUUGUGUGGUUGGGAUAAGAGACACGGCAACUGCUAUGGAGUUGGACAAGAUGUUAAAAUCAUCGGAACGUGUUGUUGUUGUUGGGAAUGGAGGGAUCGCAACAGAACUUGUGUUUCAGAUCAAGAACUGUGAAGUGAUUUGGGCAAUCAAGGACAAAUCCAUCAGCAAUGUUUUCUUUGAUGGCGGGGCAGGACAAUUUUUUCUGCCAUUUUUACAACGAAAACAAGAUUUGUUAAAAAAUUUUGAAACUGAAAUUCCAUCUAAGCGAAUGAUUUAUAAAGUCUCGGACUUUAAUACCACGGAAAGCAAGACUCUAGGAGGCGCUCUUGGGCCAGAUUGGCACCAGAGUUUAAGUUUAACUGGAACGAAUGACGACAUUUGUGGUGUUAAUGUUGAAUAUGAGUGCGAGGUGCAGGACUUGCAUGUAAGAAGUGAUAAUUGUUGCAACUUACAUGAAACUAAGAAGCCAAGUGGUGAAUAUUGGCCUCUGCAUGUUAAGUUAACUAAUGCUGUCUCACAUGCUUGUGAUUUUGUGAUAAGCGCUACAGGUGUCGUCCCCAAUGUUCAGCUGUUUACCGAUCUUUCGUGCACUUUUGGGCUCGACAGCGGUAUUGAGAUUGACGAGAACAUGAGGGUGGUCGGGUUAUAUGAUGUCUAUGCUGCUGGGGAUGUAUGUAGCACAGCCAAGUGGCCAGAAUCGCCGCAUUGGCAUCAGAUGCGGCUUUGGACACAAGCCAGACAAAUGGGAUUGUUUGCGGCACAAUGCAUGGCAGGACAUUCAACAAUGAAGGAAGAUAUUCCUCUUGAUAUUUGUUUUGAACUGUUCGCGCACGUUACGAGUUUUUUCGGCAAAAAGGUUGUUUUACUCGGAAAUUAUAACGCUCAGAAAAAUAACGACAAUAAAAACAGCUUAGAAUUCCUGCUACGUGUUGAAAUGAACGAGGAAUAUGUUAAGGUUGUUUUAUUUAACGGCCGAGUUAUUGGUUGUGUUUUAAUUGGGGAGACCGACUUAGAAGAAACGUUUGAAAAUUUAAUUUUAAAUCAAACUGAUGUUUCUGCAUUAGGUGAAAACUUGUUGGACCCGAAUGUGGAUAUAGCUGAUUACUUUGAUUAGAUGUUUGAGUAUAAAAUAAAAGUGAAAUAUUUCGAUGCACUGUGUGUUAGAUGCACUGUUAUUGUUUUUACAUUUUGCUUUAAGAAAAAAGUUCAAACUUCUGUGAUUUGAAAUCUAGCACUUUUAAUUCAUAUGGAUGAGGGCCUAUGGCAAGACAUGGGGACUUGUUAUUACGCCAGGGAGUUAAGUUUUAUUUCUACAAUCGUGUUCCUAAUUGAUUUUCACAUACUUUUCAUAAUAAUAAUGCGAACUUAUUAUUGUUUUUUAAGUUCCCAUUUUUAUGUUUUCUAUUAUUUUUCAGAGCGAUAUAGUUUUAUAAUUAUGGUUGCUUAGUUGGUUGGUUUGUGAGAAAACUUUGUUCUAUGUGGCAAGCAGAUUACUCAAGUUGCCAACAACUUUGUCAAGAUGUUGCUGAAUCUAUAAAUGACAGGAAUAAGGAAAUAAGGCUUGGAGGAAGUGUUUCAAAGGUUAACUGUUUGAUCAAGAAAGAUUUAUUGAACUUAAAAUCAAUGACAGAGAAGUUAAGACUGGAUUUAAUUCGAUCUGCUAAAUCCCAUACUACGACACACGGGGAGGUAGAGAGACGACAAAACCUUCUCGAUACUUUGAGCACAAAAGUUCGAAUCCUGGAUAAAGCUGCUGAACGAUCAUUAUCCACUAGUUCUGCUGCUGAGAGAGUUGCGUUAUUAUCGUCUAAUCACGACCAAAGUCAAUCUUCAUACGGCAACCCAUGGUUGGAUACGCGGAAAGGAAUUCUAAUCUUUCAUUAGAAGAAUAUAGAAAGAAACAAGCACAAGUUAUACGAGACCAAGAUGCUGGAUUGGACGUUUUAUCAGAAACGCUGAGUCGGCAAAAAAACAUUGGUAUCAACAUAGGAAAGGAAGCUGACUAUCAGAAUGAGUUAAUUGAUGACAUCCAUGGUAGAAUCGAAGAAACUGAUUCCAGGAUUAAACAACAAACAACGAGCGUUUUAAAAAUAUCAAGAAAGUCAUCUUCUUGCAUUUUAUGGAUGAUAAUAAUUCUCCUUGCCAUUGCUAUUAUUGCAUUGAUUGCUGUUGGACCACAGAAGCAUUAGUUUCAACAUUCCUUAUAUUCAGAUUGUAGGGUGGGGUAAGAUGGGACACUUUCAGCGCAUAAUAUUCCAAUAAGUUGAUCAAGUUUUAAACAAUUAUCAACGGUCUAUGUGAGUCUUGAGGGUACGAACAUUAUUACUAAUUGCCGUACGCUACGUUUAUGCUUACCAUUAUUUACAGUCUUAAGCUUUCAUUGUACAGUACUGUGGGGAAAGAUGGGACACCUUUUUAUUCUAUUUUCUUGUCCCAUUUGAUAGUAAGCAAAAACCAUUCCAAAAAUUAUAAAAUCGCUUCCCCACGACCUCUAUAGAACGUUGUUAAUUGUUUAAAACAUAAUCAGGAUUUUUGCAUAUUAUGUGCUAAAGGUGUCCCGUCUUCCCCCACCCUACUAUAUAUUCUAAUAUAUAUGUUUGAGGCCCUAUGGCAAAGCUGGGAUUAAGAUUUAAGCCACAGUUGGCUAAUACCCCAAAAAGUUUUGGGUAAUUGUUGUUUCCAAUGCUGCUUUAAUAGAACUUAACUUUAUGAACUAUGCAAAUUAUUACCAACGGUACAUUAAUGUUGAUCUGAUUAUUCAUGUUUACAGUCAACAAAAGUUCAUUUAAUAAUCAUUCAUGAUAUAUUCUAAUAUAGUAGGGUGGGGGAGAUGGGACACCUUUAGCACAUAACAUCCAAAUAUCCUGGUCGUGUUUUAAACAGUUAACAACGGUCUAUGGGAGUCGUGAGGAUACGGUUUUAUAAUUCUUUGAAUGUUCAUUGUUUACUACAAAAUGGGACGGGAAAAUAAAGUGGACAGGUGUUCCAUCUUCCCCCACCUACUAUAAUACAAAUUACUUUAAAGUAUAAACAUUAACUUUGUUGAACCAAUAGUUGUCAUGAUAUGAUGACGUCUUGCCAGGUGGCAGACAAAACGUUGGUGCAAAAAAUAACGUAACAACAAAAAAUUAGUAUUACGUUAUUUCUGGUAGCAACAAUAGCAAAACAUUGUAUAUUUGUUUUGAUUUACUUUCUAUAUGUUGUGCAUUGUAACAAGACCAUAUUUACUGUGAUUAGUGUUGUGUUUAAAUAUUUACGGUAUUGCUGCGUUUUAAUUUGUGUAUUAUUACUUCGUUGUGUUGUUUCAUGCUUUAUUGCUUCGACUGUGCAAUUCUUGAAAAUAAAUUCAUAUUUAUACAA
This is a messenger RNA of Ciona intestinalis (vase tunicate), 4150 nucleotides long. RefSeq names its product syntaxin-8. Gene Ontology annotation, molecular function: SNAP receptor activity; SNARE binding. The record is from RefSeq and is a predicted model, not a curated record. Gene Ontology annotation, cellular component: endomembrane system; SNARE complex. Gene Ontology annotation, biological process: vesicle fusion; intracellular protein transport. Lineage: Eukaryota; Metazoa; Chordata; Ascidiacea; Phlebobranchia; Cionidae.